AUGAGAUUGUUUUUGUUUUUGUUUGUUUUCCACACCUCCACUUCUAUCAAAUGUAAUGUAUGGAAUCGUUUUAAUCUCGAAGAUAACUGUCAAUCUUCAAUUGGUUGUGUCGCAAUAUCAAUGAAUGGUCUGGUUCAUAAGUAUUCGAAUGGAGCUCCAUACUACAAAUUUGUGAAUACAGCUGUAGCUGGAUGUCCCGAAUCGAAAGCUCAUUUAGAUGUUUUUGAAGAGAUGAAGCUUAAAAAGGAAAUUAGUAAUCUAUGUGAGAAAGCUCAAUUGUAUGGUGGUUGUCUUCGUAAUCUAACCAUAUUACCAUAUAUGCAUAAUAAGAUAUGGGUAAGAAAUCAAAAUCAUUUAUUGCAAAUGGCAUAUUUCAAUAUUAAAUAUGAUUACUGUUGUUGUUAUAAUGAUUUUUGUAAUAUCGAUUGGAUUGACUACUUCAAAGUUUCAUAA
This is a messenger RNA of Auanema sp. JU1783, 453 nucleotides long. The record is from the annotation of a GenBank genome assembly. Lineage: Eukaryota; Metazoa; Nematoda; Chromadorea; Rhabditida; Rhabditidae.